Messenger RNA from Hermetia illucens (black soldier fly), 1706 nucleotides. It is a transcript of the gene CDC50, whose product is annotated as cell cycle control protein 50A. The transcript has 9 exons. Gene Ontology annotation, cellular component: Golgi apparatus; plasma membrane; endoplasmic reticulum. NCBI's taxonomy places the organism in Eukaryota, Metazoa, Arthropoda, Insecta, Diptera, Stratiomyidae. Bases 192 to 1250 code for a protein of 352 amino acids. The record is from RefSeq and is a predicted model, not a curated record.
CCGCUGUAACAGCACACCAAUUUACAAGUGAUUCAUUCAACCUUAGUGACAAAACACCGUACGUCAAGUGUCAUGAAAUCCGUGCUAAGAGUCGCUUCGUGUCUUACGUAGAAAUAAGUCGUUUUAUUAGCAUUUAGUUAAGAGAAAGUGUUGCCACUGGCCUGGACAGAAGCGGAAACGACCCAAAGAGAAUGGCAACGCAAACGGAAACCAUCGAGAUAAAGUCGAAAAGGCCUUCAGACUCGGCAUUUAAACAGCAGAAACUCCCCGCCUGGCAGCCCGUCCUCACCGCGGGGACCGUCCUGCCCACUUUCUUUAUCAUCGGAAUCGCUUUCAUACCUGUGGGCAUUGCUUUGCUCUAUUUCUCCGAUGAAGUACGCGAAAUAGUCGUUGAUUACACAGACUGUAAACAGAUGAAUACUGGACUGUUAUGUGCGGAUGUAAUAAAAUCGGGAAAAGUGAAAAGUUGCGAGUGUGAGGAGAAUUUCACGUUGACACAGGACUUUUUGGGAAAGGUGUACAUGUACUAUGGCUUGACGAAUUACUAUCAGAACCACCGGCGAUAUGUGAAGUCGCGUGAUGAUGACCAACUGCUCGGGCGACUGUCCAAGACUCCCUCGACCGAUUGCAUCCCAUUUGCAUACAGCGAUGACGGGAAACCAAUUGCACCAUGUGGAGCUAUUGCUAACUCUCUUUUCAAUGAUACACUGAAUAUUAGGAGUCAGCUUCACGGUGAUAUUACGCUCCUUAACACGGGAAUCGCGUGGCCUUCAGACAAACAAGUUAAAUUCCGCAAUCCUUCUGGAAAUUUGACUCAAGCUUUGAAAGACUUCGCAAAACCGAAAGCCUGGGAAAAACCGCUCUACGACCUCGAUCCUAAGAAUCCUGACAAUAAUGGCUUCCAGAAUGAAGAUCUUAUCGUCUGGAUGCGAACAGCUGCACUUCCAAGUUUCCGGAAAUUAUAUCGACGAAUCGACCAUACGCAGAAGUUCUUCGAGGAGGGGUUGUAUCGUGGAAAUUACACACUAAAGAUUAACUAUACGUACUCCGUAUCGGACUUCGAUGGCCGGAAAAAGAUGAUUCUAUCGACUACAUCCCUUCUGGGUGGGAAAAACCCAUUUUUGGGCAUUGCUUACAUCGUUGUCGGAAGCAUUUGUUUGCUGCUGGGCAUUGUCCUGCUCUUUAUCCAUAUCAAAUGUAGCAAAAGUACGGACAUGAUGAACGUGAACCCAGGGACCGCCUAUUCAUAAACCUUGAAAGUAUUCAGACACCAAGAGGAGAGUGCGAUAAGUACGCGACUAGAGUAGCCCUAGUUGCGUUGAGAUAUUCAAAGAGAAAACCAUUGAACGUUACUAUUAUCUUUUUUUUAAGUAUUUUCACACAUGUAGACUGUGUUAGUUUGGUUGCAUAUUCAAAAUUUUACUUUAUAUGAGGCGGGAAGCCGCUGUCGGGACAGUUGUAGGGGAGAAUUCACUUUUUAUAUGCUCUGAAACACAAGCACUAUUUCAUGUACGUAUAUUCUAUUGGUGUUACUAGAAUUUCUAUGUCAUUUUCACAGCUUAUCGAAGAAGGCAUUUAGGAGUGAUAAAACUUAAGCGACAGGAAAUUUACUAUUUAUGAAAUCUUUACAUGUAUAUGUACAAAAUUACAACAAAUGAUCAAAAUGUAUUUAAAUGUUAUUGAGAAUAAAAUAGUUGAUUAGGAAA